GUCCUUAAUAUUUGGUGCCAGGCGAAAAUUGUAUGCAAAAAACAGAGAAAAGCAGCGAGCACAACAAAAAUGUCAGCGGCGGGAAACUUUGCUGAGCAAGCGGAAAAUAUUGCAUGCUGGCUUAACGAGAAACUCUCCGUAAAUGAAGAGAACAAUACCAACACCAACAAUAACAAUAACAACUACAGCAAAGCCACCAACAAUAACAGCAAUUGUAACACAAACAAAUACAUUGCGCCAGCAACAACAGCAACGCCAAAAAUGAACGCCAACAGCCAGACCAAGGAAUUCAAUGAGAUCUGUAGAAAAGCGCAAGCUGGCCAAAAAAUUAUGAUCAUUAUGCGGGGACCUGCGGGCAGUGGCAAAUCCACAAUGGCCAAAGCAAUAUUGAAUCAAAUUCAUUUGCUGGAUCAACAUCCCAUUACGGAUUUCGUGUAUAGCACCGAUGAUUACUUUCUCACGCCUCGGGGCUAUGAGUUUAAUCCCAACUUUCUACCAGAAGCCCAUGACUGGAAUAAGGAGCGUGUGAAGUGCAAAGCGGCAGCUGGUUGGAGCCCAAUCAUAGUGGACAAUACGAAUAUUAUGAAAUGGGAAAUGCAGCCCUACGUACAGAUCGCCGUGCAGCAUGGUUAUCUAAUAGAGCUACUGGAGCCCCAAACAAGCUGGUCCAAAUCUGCUACAAAGCUGGCUCAAAAAAACGUGCACCAGGUGCCGAAAGAUGCCAUAAAACGCAUGCUAGAUCGCUAUGAGAAGACCAACGUCUCUGAGCUAAUCGGAUUUCUUAAAGAUACCAAAUACACAGUGUCAUUGCCGCAGCUGCGAUUACACCCGCCGUUACCGACGCUGCCAGCACCACUAACGCCGUCUCAACAACCGGAACGAUCCGGCUCCACAAGCCAAUUGGACAGCUUUAAACUAAAUGUUAAUGCUCAGACUUGGCUGCCGUAUGAGCAAAAUGUGAACAAUUAUUGGGCUCAGCAGAGUGACCUGCCCGUACAGGCAUCUGUAACUAGUGCUGCAGGAGCAACAGGUGAAUGCUCCCUGUUGGAUUUGCUGCGUGAUGAGCAACCGGCAGUAGCGGUAAAUGUGGAUCCAGCAUCGGCCAUAGGUGUCCCUCAGAAUACCUUGCAGCGGCACAGCUUGAACUGUCCAAACGAGGCGUCUGGCUUUGCGCAAUUGCGUCAAAUGUAUCCGAACAAGCAAUUAAGUGGGCUGUGGGAUUUAUAUGGUAAGUGCAACGGCGAUGUGGAUUGGGCCGUUGACAUAUUGAUCAAAGAGGAUGAGCUCAAAUCGGACGAUGCCGACGAGACGUUGCCCCAGGAAGUCGAAGAAUUUCAAUGCAAAUGCAACCGGAACAAUUUUCAAGGGCCAACUGUAGCUGCUGCCGCUGCUGCUCUAUCCCCACCGAUAUCCAAUAAAUAUCAGUCCAAGCCGCAGCGCCAGCCACGUGUCAAACGCAAUGCUGGCAAUGGUUUUGCCAACAGAGAACUUCAGUUGGAGAUCGAGAACUGUUUUGUUUUGGGCGAUGAUCAGUAUUCGGAGCAUACGCGCAAGAUAAGAGACAUACGCAAUGGGAUUUUAGAUCAACCGCUACCACCGGUCGUGGAGCCAGCACCACUCAUGGUUGCUGCCGCUGGUGCUUCUUCAGCUGCUGAUGAGGACGACGACGAUUCGGAGGAUAAUACAUUGUUAGAAAUGGAUCUGGGUGAAUGUUUGAUUAAACAGCUGCGCAGUCACUUUCAGUGGGAGGGUGAAAUGCUUCCCAAAGAGUCGGAGUCAUUGCCAACCAAAGUGUUCCUGCCGCGACAUCUGGCCAAACAGCUCUACAUGAUCUGGAUGGAAUCAGUGCAUAAUCAGCUCGAGGAACAGCGUCAGCAGACACUGCGAGACGACGAGCAAUUCGCACGUCUGCUUAAACAUCCGAAGUAUGCCGACUGCAGCGAAUCGCCUGGCAAUGUUAAUGAGUUGCUUGAUAUGGAGCUUGCCUGGAGCAUCUACAACAGCGAACAGCAGGCAGCAAAUCAUGCGAUUCAAAAUAAACCAAAUGAUAUUGCCACUCACUUAACCAAAAUGAAGCUGUGCGAGAAAUUUCCCGAAAUCCCACCCGAUACCUUGCUUCAGGUCUUUGCGGACACGGACAACAACUAUGCUAAGACCGUGGAGGUGCUGGACAGCAAUGCGAAGGUCGAACUAACCAGCGCCGAGCUCUAUGAGCAGGCACAACGUGAAAACGAAAAGCUCAAUCAACAAGUGCAACAGCAGCCACAGACGAAAGUCGCCAGCCCUCGUAUUGCUGGCAAUGGCAAAGCGCAGUCUCCGCAGCUGCACGAAGAGGCCAAAUGUGCCGCAUUGCGAGACUUUGAGGAGACACGCAAUUUGGCCGCCCACCACGCUCAACUGAGAGCCGAAUGCAACCUGAAGGCCAAGCAGGCGAUACAGCAAGGCAAUGGAAGCGUUGCGCUCUACUACUCGGAGAUUGCUCAGCUGCACAAGAAGAAGAUCGACGUGUUCAAUCAUCGCGCGGCCAAUUGCAUCAUGGAGGUGCACAAGCAUACGCAAAACAAUCCGGAUCUGCUCGAUUUACACUAUUUGCAUACCAUAGAGGCAGUUAGCAGUCUCGAUCUGUUCCUGGAUCGCCACAUAAAUGUGCUACGGAAUUGCACACGAGUCUAUAAGCAUGUCUUCAUCAUAACGGGCCGAGGACUACACAGUGCAAAUGGAGUAUCAACCAUUAAGAAACAUGUGAAGGCUAGAUUAGCUGAACGACAUUUACGCUGGCAGGAGGUCAAUCCGGGUCUGCUACGCGUGAAAGUGUUUUCUGCGUCACGUCACUCUAAGAACUUUUGACCAUUUGAAUGAAACAAUGCUAUAUAAAAAUAUAUAUAUUAAGUUGUACAGCGUUCGACAGCAAAUGUAUAUGUUGCGCCACCUCACUUACAAAUUUCUGUACAAGAAAUCUUA
This is a messenger RNA of Drosophila navojoa, 2961 nucleotides long. RefSeq lists its product as uncharacterized. Gene Ontology annotation, cellular component: nucleus. The record is from RefSeq and is a predicted model, not a curated record. Gene Ontology annotation, molecular function: endonuclease activity. Lineage: Eukaryota; Metazoa; Arthropoda; Insecta; Diptera; Drosophilidae.